GGGGUGCAGCAGGAGCUGGGAGGGGACAUACCAAGGACAGCUGACCCCAACUGGCCAAAAGGGUAUUCCGUACCACCUGACGUCAUGCUAAACAAUCUAUAGGGGUGGCUAGCCGGGGUGGGGAGGCCGGCUGCUCAGUGAUAGGCUGGACAUUGGUCAGUGGGUGGUAAGCAUCUGCAUUGUGCAACACUUGUUUGUACACACUGUUAGUAGUAGUACUAUUAUUAUAGUUGUUGUUAUUAUUAUUUUCCUGUCUUAAUAAACUGCUUUUAUCUGAAUCCACAGGCUUCACUUCACGGUUCUCUCCGUGAUCCCAGAGAAGGAGGGUGGAGAAUAAGCAAAUGGCUGUGUGGUGUUUAGCUGCCAGCCCGGUUAAAACACAACAUCUCCGAAAAGGCGGACCUCUUCAAGUACUCAUUUCCAUACUCCCCUCCCUAUAGCUCCUCCACAUUGCGUCUGUGCAAUGUAGCCUGGUGGUCGUGGGAAGGGGUCUUUAAGGAUGAAGGCAAAGAGGAAGAGGAGGUCAAACUUUUUACCUUUCUGGACUUUGACCUUCUGUUGGACAGUAUUGAGGAGGUUUUUGCUUAACUUUGCCUUGCUUCCUGCCAACAAGUUUUUUGUCCUUCCCUAACGACUUUUUGUCCUUCCCUCAUCCCUUGGCUUUGAGCGAUAUCUUACUUUUAACAUCUGCUUCUCGUAAGGUUCUCAUCUACAUCCCCAAUAAUCAGGAUAUUUUACCAUACAUGUAGCUAAAUAUUAAUUCAGAUCAGUUUUAGAGUAUUCCGCAUCUCAGUGGCAGGCAUGCAGAACUCCCCAGACACUUGUCCCCACUGCUCCAGGGCCAGAGCUCCUCCUAGACGAUUAUUGCAAACAGGAUGCAGGAAAAGGCUUGGGAAGUUGGGCGUAGCCCUGUGCUUCCUGCAGCAUAGCUGGGUGCUGUGAGGGACCUCGCUCUUUUUGUGGGGCUCCCUUGGAGAAGAACACCUGCGGGGGCCAUCUGCCCCCUGGGAAACCUCUCUCUCCGAUGGGGCUCCCCUGGGACUGUGGCUGCCCCAGUCUCACCAGGCAUGCCAGGGGCCUCCUGACUUCCCUCAUCACUCUGCUCCUCCUCCAGCUGGGCUCAGCCCAGCUCAGAGUGGUGGGACCAGGACACCCUCUCACUGCCACCGUGGGGCAGGAUGUCGUGCUGCCCUGCCACUUGUCUCCUCAACGCGAUGCUCGCAGCUUGGACGUCAGAUGGAUCCGGGAUGAGUUCUCUGAGACAGUGCACCACUAUUGCAAUGGCGAGGACCUGUACGGGGAGCAGAUGGAGGCAUAUGCCGGGAGGACAGAGUUGGUCAGGGAUGGUCUCUCUGCUGGAAGCCUGGACUUGCGAAUCAUGGGGCUGAGACCCUCUGAUGAUGGCCAGUACACCUGCACUGUGGAAGAAGCUCAUGCUUACAAGGAAGUCAUUGUGGAGCUGGAGGUGUCAGCCACAGGCGCUGACCCCCACCUCUCCCUGGGGGGCUACGAGGCCGGAGGCGUCCGGGUGCUGUGUCGAUCGGCCGGCUGGUACCCGCUGCCGCAACUGCUGUGGAGGGAUGCUCGCGGGCAGCACCUGUCCUCGGUCUCCCAGACGCAUUCCCAGGACCAGGAGGGGCUCUUUGAAAUCGAAGGUGCCGUCAUCAUGACCGGGAGCGUGGAGGGGCCCUUGUCCUGCGUGGUCAGGAGCAGCCGCCUCCAGCAGGAGCAGGAAUCAUCCCUGCACAUCGCAGCUCCCUUCUUCCACAACGCCCAGCCCUUCAUAGUGGCUCUGGCUCUGGUCCUCGUGCUUUUGGCUGUGUCCAUUGGCCUCGGUGUUUAUCUCUUUCAAAAGCAAGCGGCACAGAGGCGAGAGCUGGUGAACAGAGUUGCAAAGCUGGAGGAACAACCUGCAGAAAUCGUGGAAAAAGAUGCAAGACUGGCGGAAUUGGCUGCCAAAGUGGAGGAACAAGCUGCAGAGCUGGUGAGAAAAGAUGCAGUGAUCGCGGAAAAAGCUGCAGAGCUGGUGAGAAAAGAUGCAACUAUGGCGGAACAAGCUGCAGAGCUGGCAUGGAGAAGGUGUCUGCUGCCUCAAAAUAGAGUGAAGGUGACCCUGGAUCCGGACACGGCUCAUCCCCAGUUUGUCCUGUCUCAGGACAACAGCAGUGUGAGAUGGGAAGAAAUACCACUUCAGGUUCCUGACACACCAGAGAGAUUUCAGGAGAGUUUAUGCAUGCUGGGCCGUGAGGAGUUCAGAGAGGGGAGGCACUGCUGGUUGGUGGAGGUGGAGGGGGAUCAGCUAAAGAAUUCUUGGUGGGCUGUGGGGGUGGCCAGGGCUUCUGUGGAGAGGAAGGGGAAGAUCAACAUGAGCCCUACAGCAGGGAUCUGGGCUGUGGAGUACUAUUAUGAACAUCUCAAGUCUCUCACAUCUCCUCCCACUUACUUGUCCCUGUCCCCUGUCCCCACGAGGAUCUGGGUCUGUCUGGACUGUACCCAGGGGCAGGUGUCUUUCAUCAACGCUGACAAUGGGGUCGAGAUCUUCACUUUCACAGCAGCCUCCUUCAAUGGGGAGAGCAUCCGCCCCUGGUUCAUGAUGCAGAAACGGGGAGUUCAGCUGUGCCUGAGGGACAGAACCCUGUAAACCCUGUUCCCAGCCCUGAGGACCUCCUGCCCUUCUCCAGACACUCCUGCAUCACCCCUCCUUGGUCCUGCAGGACCAGCACAGGAAUGAGGGGCAGUGGGGCCAGGGGCUGCCCCAUGUUCCUCCCUGCUGCUGGAGGAGGGCUGGGAUGCUGCAAGCAGGGGACAGACCCCUUGCAGCCCCUGGGCUCUGCCCUGCACGCGGCUCCUGUGCUGGGGCACAAGCCCUGCUGGCACGCACGGGUCUCACCCUGCCUCUGAGCCCCAGCGGGCAGCACAGGGGCUGCAGCAGCUCUCCACGCUCCUCUCCCCUCUGCUUGCACUGCUUGCAGACCCCAAGGCAAGGGAUGUGGUCACUGUGUGCUGCCGGCCAUUGCAGGCCACCUUUGCCUCCUAGUUCGGGAUUGAUCUGUUCUCUGUGCCUGGUGCUGAGCAUGAGCAGCCUGUGGGGGCUCUUUGUUCCUUCCUCUGGAUCACAUCAAGGCCCAGCAGCAGCAGGACUGUGUCAAAUAAAGU
Anas platyrhynchos (mallard) is the source of this 3156-nucleotide messenger RNA. NCBI's taxonomy places the organism in Eukaryota, Metazoa, Chordata, Aves, Anseriformes, Anatidae. The record is from RefSeq and is a predicted model, not a curated record.